Molecule: messenger RNA, 946 nt
Organism: Microdochium trichocladiopsis
Lineage: Eukaryota; Fungi; Ascomycota; Sordariomycetes; Xylariales; Microdochiaceae
Exons: 1
Coding region: 211-762 (183 amino acids)
Source: RefSeq, a predicted model, not a curated record
GGGGAUAGAGGGGAAUGCCGUGGUUCUGUUCUUUUCUACUGGCUCACAUAAUCUCUUUUUCUCUGCUGUUUUAUCCUUCGCGUUCCAAGCCACUUGCGUCAAUCUGUCAGCUUACAGAAACUCUACUGUCACCCCUUGGGAGUAUUUACUACCAUCACUCGCACCACCUCGAAUCUUCCGCGCAGAUUAGAAGCAGACACAUCUCCCACCAUGGCGUUACACGGCAAGCUCGACCUGCCCAAGCGGUACAUCACCACCACCAACGACGAGGGUCUUGCAGUCGUCGACACGACUGUCCCUGCGGACGCCCCCUUCUACGAGCUGCGGGCCGGGGACGCGGCCUUUGCGCAGUGCUACGUCACGUCUUCCUUCCCCGCCAAGCUGGCCGACAAGGCCGACCUUAAUGUCUACACCGAAUUCCUCAAGCAGCCGCCGGGGCUUGUCGUCAACAGCGGCACGGUGCUGCGGUACGUCGACAUGCCUCCCGGAGCGACGUCGCCGAUGCACAAGACGCUCAGUCUCGACUAUGGCGUCGUGCUCGAGGGCAAUAUCGAGCUCGUCCUCGACUCGGGCGAGACGCGGCCGAUGAAGCGCGGCGACAUCUGUGUCCAGCGCGCGACGAUGCACGCGUGGCGCAACAUGAGCGACACCGAGUGGGGUCGCAUGCUGUACAUCCUCCAGCCCGUCGAGCCGUUCGCCGUGGCCGGCAAGGAGGUCAAGGAGGAUCUGGGCGGGAUGCACGGCGUGGCGGACUCGUCAUAGAGGCUUGGUGCUUGCUUUUUUGCGAAGAUGAGCAAUCUGCACAGCGUGUUCUAGUAUUGUAGUGGAGCUUGCAUGCAUGAAGAGCGACCAAGCAGAAUAUACAACAAGUUAAAACAAUACCAAUGGCCGUUCGGUAUCGGCAUUUCCGAACUGUUGCGCACGAGAAACGCGUCUGGCCUUGAAU